GUUAAGUCAUUGUGCACUACACACCCUUUUCCGCCCGGCGCGUUUGGACGUUGAACUCUGUUUGUUUAUCACCUUCUGUCACACUCACACGCGCGCGCUUACACACACAGUGGCAGGGCACCAUGGGGCGCUCGCGCGAGCACUUGUUUCCGUUUCUGUCUGCACUUGUGGGUGAAAUGGUUCCACGCAAAACCCGCUGUAGAACCGUUCAGCAUUACUGACUAUCUCACACUCGGAGUUCGGCGAAAGAGCGGUUUGGGUCGGAGUUGUGUAACGUGAGAGCAGGAAACGACACCAGACGAGAUGUUUACCCUGACUGAAGUGGCCUCGCUUAAUGACAUCCAGCCCACAUAUCGGAUACUGAAGCCAUGGUGGGACGUCUUCAUGGAUUACCUCGGUUUCGUCAUGUUGAUGUUAGCCAUCUUUGCCGGGACGAUGCAGAUAACCAAAGAUCAAGUGGCAUGUCUUCCCAUUCUAGAGGAGGCUAAUAAGACAUCAAACACAAACGCGUACAUGUCAUCUAGCCCAGUGGAGGCCACCACGUCACCUUUUGGAACUGUCCCCGUAGCCACUCGGGAUCUUCCGGACAGCAUGGUGCAUAAAAUUAGCCUCCAUGCUGAGCCUCAACCCAAAGGACGCAAAACGAACUUGGACUAUCAGCAGUACAUUUUUGUCAACCAGAUAUGUUACCAUGUUGCCUUGCCCUGGUACUCAAAGUACUUUCCUUACCUAGUCCUGAUACACACCAUCGUGUUGAUGGUAAGCAGCAAUUUUUGGUUCAAAUACCCAAAGACCAGCUCAAAGAUCGAGCACUUUGUGUCCAUCCUCGGCAGGUGCUUUGAAUCACCCUGGACCACGAAGGCGUUGUCCGAAACUGCAUACGAAGACUCCGAAGGAAACAAGCAGAGAUUCAUUGCCGAUCAGUCCGGUCCUAAGCACCUAUCCUCAGAUAGCCAAGAUGAGCGUGCCGAUUCAACCCAGCCUAUAUUAGGAAACAACAGCGUGAAGUUCUCAGCUGAGAAGAUCAUUCCUGAAGGUCCAAGUAUGACGAUUUUGGACAAAAAAGAUGGCGAGCAAGCCAAGGCACUGUUCGAGAAGGUUCGGACCUUCCGAGCUCAUGUCGAGGACAGCGACUUCAUCUACAAACUCUAUGUGGCACAGACGAUCAUCAAAGCGCUCAAGUUAAUCGUUAUCCUGGGUUACACGUCAACUUUUGCUGCAGACAUCAGUUUUUCUCAUAUAUGUGAACCCAAAAUCGAGCACUUAACCGGGUAUGAUCGAUUCUUCUGCACCCACAAUAUGGCCUUCAUGCUGAAGAAGCUCCUAUUUACAUUCAUGGCGAUAAUCGGCCUUUAUUGCCUCGUGUGCCUGUAUGCACUUUUCUGGCUUUUUCGAGGUCCACUCAAGGAAUACUCAUUUGAAAAAGUCAGAGAGGAAAGCAGCUUCAGCGAUAUCCCUGAUGUCAAAAACGACUUUGCAUUCCUCCUCCAUAUGGUCGACCAGUACGACCAGUUACACUCCAAGCGAUUUGGGAUUUUCCUUUCAGAGGUCAGUGAGAACAAGCUUCGAGAAAUUAGUCUUAAUCACGAAUGGACGCUAGAGAAACUGCGUCAGCAUGUAACCAGCAACGCCCAAGACAAGCAGGAGCUGCACUUGUUCAUGCUCUCGGGACUGCCCAAUGCUGUAUUCGAUCUCGCUGAGCUUGAAGUUCUUAAGCUAGAACUCAUCCCUGAGGUCAGGAUUUCAGCCAAGGUUUCCCAGAUGACCAAUUUACAGGAACUUCAUCUGUAUAACUGUCCUGCCAAGGUGGAGCAAAGAGCUUUCAUUUUCCUCCGAGAUCACCUACGGUGCCUUCAUGUGAAGUUUACCGAUGUCUCAGAAAUCCCUCCAUGGGUUUAUCUGUUGAGGAGCCUUCGGGAACUGUACCUGAUUGGUAGCUUAAACUCGGAACACAACAAAAUGAUUGGUUUGGAAUCCCUGAAAGACUUAAGGCACCUAAAGGUAUUAUAUCUCAAAAGCAACCUCAGCAAAACGCCCACCAACCUCACAGAUCUCUCUCCACACCUCAUCAAGCUGGUUGUGCACAACGACGGGACUAAAUUGCUAGUACUGAACAGUCUUAAGAAGAUGACGAGCUUGCGUGAGUUGGAGCUCCAUCACUGUGACCUGGAGAGGAUCCCUGAAGCUAUUUUCAACUUGACAAACCUGCAAGACUUGGAUAUGAAAUCCAACAACUUCCGGACCAUCGAGGAGGUCAUCCGCUUUCAGCACCUGAAGAGACUGACGUGCCUCAAGUUGUGGCACAACAAGAUCGUAUCCAUUCCAUCAAACAUAAAUUUGAUGAAGAACCUCGAGUCACUCUACCUCUCCUACAACAAACUGGAGACUCUACCAGCUGCUCUGUUUCACAUGCCAAAGCUCCGGUACCUGGAUCUCGGAAAUAACUCCAUUGCGUUGAUUCCAGACGACGUGGAAUUUCUCCAUAACCUACAGCACUUUGAUAUCACAGGGAAUAAGGUAGAGGUUCUUCCCGAACAGCUGUUCAGAUGCACCAAACUGAAAGUCCUCUGCAUGGGUAACAACAGCAUCACCAUCCUUUCUGAAUCCAUCGGACAGUUAACGGAACUAGUUCAACUCGACGUGAAAGGGAACUGCUUGGCUCAACUUCCAAACAAUCUUAGUCAAUGUCGACAGCUUCAUAAAAGCUUAUUCAUAGUGGAGGAUCACCUUUUUGACACACUUCCACUUGAGGUAAAAGAGAGUAUGACAGUGGUGCCAACAUUUACAGUUUAGCUGUAGGAUUUAUGAAUUUUGAGCCCUUGCGACUGUGAUAAGGGAGACAUCUGAAAACUACGCUUUUCUGUUGUUGUUUUUUUUCAGUUAAAGCAGCGUUUAGAUAGAACGGGUAUAAAAUUCACCAGGCAGAAAAGCUAAUUCAUUGAAGUGGAAAGGGCACAGGAUGUAAAAGGCACGUUUGCUUCUGUUUACUAUUUCUUCAUGCUGACUUUAGCUAGAACCUCAAUUUUGUGAGCCAAUAGAAAGUAAGUGGAUGGGACUGUGGUUUUAUUUGUUUGUUAAAAAAAUGGUGGUUUGGCACGUCUGUGAAAUUGGAAAAAAAUAGCCAUCUCAUCCCCCCACCAUGUGCCAGGGUUUGUUUUCUCUACCUUCUAGGAUUUUUUUUUAGCUAGCAAAGUUGGCAUCUAUGAUACGAGUACAGAUAAUAACAUGUCCUUCAUCAGAGUAUAACUGGUAAACUCUUGGAUCUUCAGCCAGAGAGGAUGCUAGUCAUUAUAUUCUGACUCUACACUAUACACCCAAGAUACUGAAGGAAAAUCUCAAUGUUGAUGAUAAAUGAGAUCCAAAUCCCACAUUUUGUAUGGAUUUUGUACUUUUGUACCUGGAGGAAAUGUGCUGAUGUUUAAUUUUUUUUUUUUUAUAUCAAUCCAUACUUUCCAACCCCCCCCUCCCAAGCUUGUUUACCUGCCAAUGCCCAGGUGCUUUCUUAGUUCCUAGAUGCGUACCACACUCAGAGGAAAGCGCUAUUCACCCUCUUCUGCAUACUUGAGCUCACAGGCACCCAGGAUUGGCUAGUAUCACUGUGAUUGACAGGGUAGAGAGAGUAUGCCCCUCCCUCCCAGAGAGCACAGCCGAUUUUGCUCCCUUGACUCUCCGCUGUGGAUGGCUGUGGCAUUGUUGGGAUUUGAACUUCCGACAAUCGGACAGACCAAUUUUCUGUUACGCCACAUGGGAGAGUCCAUCGGGCGACAUUUUAACUGCUACAUGCUGUUUCUGUGAUAUCUAUUAAUAUAUGGCGGUUUCCUCUGAGUAUGUGACUCAGAGACUAUAAUUUAUAAUAAUAAUGUGUUGCAUUUCACGAUAAGUUGUCUAAGCAAAUAUCAGCAACAUGCCUGUCACUAAGGCCAGUAUGCUUGCUGCACACUGAGGAAUUGAAUCUGAAGAACUUGAAGAACUCAUGAUGGUCAGUGCUUCAGAAUGUAUUCCAUUAAUGAUUUCAAAUGUGUGUCAUAAAACAGUAUCACACCGUUGUUUAUUUCUUACUAAGAAACAUGAACAUGAAUGAACAGGUUCUCAUCACGGCAUCCAUGGAAAACUUUUCCCGAGAGCUGGAAUAAUAAUAAUAAUAAUAAUAAUAAUAAUAAUAAUAAUAAUAAUGGUCCACUUUGGACUUUUUUGCUACUACGUAUUAUAAGUUAUUUUAUAUAAUUGCUUUUGUAAGACUAAGAGAGCUUAGUUUUGUGGCAAUGACUGAAGCAAGUAUCUGAAGAUUUUGGUUUGUAUUUAUGCGAAAGAUGUUUGUGUGCUUGUUAGCUACGUUAACCUAAAGCAGCAAACAAUAGUUGUUAAAUAUAUGUACAAUUGACAUAAAGAAGAGAAUUGUGCAUAUUUUUUUUUUUGUGCUAAAAUGCUGCUUUGAACUGUUUUGGUUUACUGGAAAUGUUAAACAUGCCAUGUACUGACCAUCCAGGUUAUCUAUGAUGCUUUGUGAAUUAAAUUCUGGGUGCAGUGUG
Molecule: messenger RNA, 4529 nt
Organism: Ictalurus punctatus (channel catfish)
Lineage: Eukaryota; Metazoa; Chordata; Actinopteri; Siluriformes; Ictaluridae
Gene: lrrc8da
Product: leucine rich repeat containing 8 VRAC subunit Da
Exons: 2
Coding region: 304-2793 (829 amino acids)
Molecular function (GO): protein binding
Source: RefSeq, a predicted model, not a curated record